AUGUCGAGCAAUCGUACUCAGUUCGGCAGCACUUCGCACAUGACUCAACCAACUACCCUUAGACCUGCCCUAGUCCGGCGCAGCUCCAGUCAACGUCCCCGUGUUGGUCCCCGAACCCGUAGCUACACCGGUACAGGUACUGGUGCUGGCCACAGCUCUCGCGCACCUGAGCAACGGCACAGUGCUUCUUACGCUCCCCGCCGGGACCUUAAUUCUAUGAUACAGCCUAGCAGCCGGCCCAGCUUCAUGAGAGCCCUCACUGCUAUGAACACAUCUCUCAAUAGAGCCAGCCCCAGAACUGUCCAACCAUCUGCUCAUGAUGGAACUCGGAGAAUGCAGGUUGUGCAGCCUGGGCAUCGCGGCGGUACACACCGCACGGAGCAUACACAUGUAUCGGAGCAUACACAUGUAACGGUAGCUCAUGCAUCCGUGGCCCCCGCCAGACGAAGCCAGAGAAUCUCGUCAGCGGCAGCACAGGAUAGGAGACCUAGCACGGCGACAACGCAUAGUAACAGACCAAGCACCGCGGUGGUGAAUAGCAGACCGAGCACAGCGAUGGUACCCCACGGACAUGGACACGGUCCAGUUGAGCAACAUCAUGGACACGGACACGGGCAUGGGCAUGGGCCGGAGCACAUACAUGGAACUAGGGGCUUGGUGAGGGUAGGUGGUAGCAGAGGAGGAUAUCCCCACCAUUAG
Messenger RNA from Morchella sextelata, 699 nucleotides. RefSeq lists its product as uncharacterized. Lineage: Eukaryota; Fungi; Ascomycota; Pezizomycetes; Pezizales; Morchellaceae. The transcript has a single exon. The record is from RefSeq and is a predicted model, not a curated record. The coding region runs from base 1 to 699 and encodes 232 amino acids.